This is a messenger RNA of Lottia gigantea (owl limpet), 2202 nucleotides long. RefSeq lists its product as hypothetical. The coding region runs from base 92 to 1390 and encodes 432 amino acids. Gene Ontology annotation, molecular function: histone deacetylase activity. The record is from RefSeq and is a predicted model, not a curated record. NCBI's taxonomy places the organism in Eukaryota, Metazoa, Mollusca, Gastropoda, Lottiidae. The transcript has 14 exons.
GCGAAUUAGGUCAUUCCUGAAAGAAGAAAAAAAAAUUGGAAAAAAUCAGUAAAAGCGUAGAUCCAAAGACGACAAGCAAUAGAUCAACAUCAUGUCGAAGUCAACUGUAGCUUAUUUUUAUGAUCAAGAUGUUGGCAAUUUUCACUAUGGUCAAGGGCAUCCAAUGAAACCUUACAGAAUCACAUUAACUCAUGGCUUAGUUCUUCAUUAUGGAUUGUACAAGAAGAUGAAGGUAUACAGACCAUAUAGAGCCACCUUUCAUGAUAUGUGUAGAUUUCAUUCUGAGGAAUAUGUUGAUUUUUUAAGAAGAAUUUCUCCUCAAAAUGUACAAGAAUUCACUAAGUGUUUGAGUAUGUUUAAUGUGGGUGAAGAUUGUCCUGUAUUUGAUGGAAUGUUUGAUUUUUGUUCAAUGUACACAGGGGCAUCUUUAGAGGGAGCUGUUAAACUCAAUAAUGAGCAUUGUGAUAUUGCUGUGAACUGGUCAGGAGGUUUACAUCAUGCUAAAAAAUAUGAGGCAUCAGGGUUUUGUUAUGUCAAUGAUAUUGUGAUAUCUAUAUUAGAGUUGUUAAAAUAUCAUCCCAGAGUUCUGUAUAUAGAUAUUGAUAUUCACCAUGGAGAUGGAGUUCAGGAAGCCUUUUAUUUAACAGAUAGAGUUAUGACUGUCUCUUUUCAUAAAUAUGGAAAUUUCUUCUUUCCUGGCACAGGUGAUAUGUAUGAAUGGGGUUCAGAGAGUGGAAGAUAUUAUUCAGUUAAUGUACCACUCAAGGAAGGCAUAGAUGAUCAAACUUACAUGCAGAUAUUUAAACCUGUCAUUCAAACUGUAGUUGAGUUUUAUCAACCUACGUGUGUUGUUUUACAGUGUGGUGCUGAUUCAUUAGGAAGUGAUAGAUUAGGCUGUUUUAAUUUAAGUAUAAAAGGCCAUGGUGAAUGUGUAAAGUUUGUAAAAGAUUUAGGAUUACCUAUGUUAGUGUUGGGUGGAGGAGGGUAUACCAAGAAAAAUGUAGCUCGAUGCUGGACACAUGAAACAGCUGUUUUAUUAGAUGAACAAAUCAGCAGUGAAUUGCCCUUCUGUGAAUAUUUAGAAUAUUUUGCUCCUGACUUUUCGCUCCAUCCAGAUAUUUCAACAAAACAGGAAAAUCUUAAUACAAAACAGUACCUAGAUAGUAUACGAUUAACUAUACAUGAUACAUUGAAAAAUCUAAUUCAUGCACCAAGCGUCCAGAUACAAGAUGUACCACCAGAUUUAUUAAGUUUAGAAAAUACAGAAGAACCUGAUCCAGAUGUUAGAAAUCACACUGAUGAAGUUGAUAAAAGGGUGGAACCAGCCAAUGAAUUCUAUGAUGGUGACAAAGAUAAUGAUAAAGAAAAUGAUGGAUUUAUAGAAGUCUGAUGAUUCAACUAUCUAUAAAUUUUAAAAUGGCAGCUUUGUAAAUAAUCAUUGUAUAAGCAUCCUCAUUGUCAUCUUAUUUUACCUCAUUAUGUGAACUGUAAUGGAUACAUGUACAGUAAAAAGAUUUUCAUUGUCAUUUAAAUACGCAAAAAAAUCAUAGUUCAUUUUAUUUACCCACAAUUUAACUACAAUCAAUUUUAUAUCAUUAAAUGCAUAUUUCAUACAAAAAAUAAUAUCUCUUGAACAAUAAGUGUAAAUAAAAUAAAAAGUCAUAUGCCCUGAACUCCAAUUAUAUUACUUAAAGCGUGAGACAUUAACUGCCUGUGUGUGACUUGAUAACGGCCGCUCUACUGGCCACUCAGGUAUAUAUUGCGUAAUUAUGUUAGGGCCGCUAAGAUAAACAAGUGAAGGAUACUGCAAUAUAUGUUGCUUUUUUUUGUACCUUUUGCUCCUAAAUGUUAUUCAAAUUGUAAAAUCAGAUAGCAAAUUUCAUAUCAAAUAUGGAGACAAUGUCAAUCAUGUUGUUAUUAUGUUAUUAUUUCACUUAUUAUCCCAUUGUCAAGUCAAUUUUAUAGUAAGACAUGUCUUUGUAAUGUGCUAAACAUGUUUUUCUAUUCUCUGUAUGUAAUUAACAUAUAACUUAAUAAUAAUGAAUCAAAGUGUUUUCUUUAAAAAUAUUCUCAUAUACAAUAUUUACAUUAAUAUACACCUUUCAUAAUAUUAAACAUUCAUAUCAAAACAUUCAUUCUAUAUUUACAUGUGAGCAAAAAAAAGCAAAAUGGUUGAAGGUGAGGCAGUUUCCCUGAAUUUUU